UGAAGUUUUGCCUUCUGAUUCUGAACCAGCCUUUCAACAAAGGUCAUUUUCAUUGUCUGUGGAGCAAAGCUGCACUGAGAGCUUGUGCUGAUGGAGGUGCCAAUCGUCUCUAUCACGUCACAGAAGGAAGCCAGGACAGCUUCUUGCCUGAUUACAUCAGUGGUGAUUUUGAUUCCAUUCAGCCUGAAGUCAAGGAGUACUACAAGGUCAAGGGAUGUGAGUUAAUUGAGACCAUGGAUCAGGACCUUACAGAUUUCACCAAGUGCCUUCAGAUACUCCAGAAGAAGAUAGAGAAGAAGGGCCUCCAGAUCGAUGUGAUUGUGACUUUGGGCGGACUUGGAGGACGCUUUGACCAAAUAAUGGCAUCAGUGGAAACGCUUUUUCAUGCAGCAAAUAUCACUCCUUUUCCAGUGAUAGUUAUCCAGGAGUGCUCGCUGAUUUGCCUGCUUCAACCUGUAAGUGUUGUGAAAAGUUACUUCAUACUAAACCUGACCUUCCACCCACCCUUUUCUUAA
This is a messenger RNA of Nipponia nippon (crested ibis), 515 nucleotides long. The record is from RefSeq and is a predicted model, not a curated record. NCBI's taxonomy places the organism in Eukaryota, Metazoa, Chordata, Aves, Pelecaniformes, Threskiornithidae.